AUGGCAAUAGCACUCGGAUGCAUCAAAGUUGGCAUCGAUGUCAAGGUGUAUGAACGAUAUCCCUAUGCCAGACCAGCAGGCAACAUUCUCAACCUAUGGCCACCGGCCAUACACGCCCUCAAGUGCAUGGGCGUGAAUACUACGGAUCUCGGAGCUGCCUCGCCUGCAACCACAUUUCGGAACCCCAGUGGACAUGUACGUGCUACAGUACGGCUGGCGGACGAUGUCGUAGAGAAAUAUGACGGCGGCUUUCUUGGGCUUCUGCGACCGGAUCUGUACAAGCGAAUGCUCUCAGCUAUCCCUGAGGGCGUCAUGGAGUUCAACAAAUCAGUGACUGCAUUCGAAGACACUGGCGAUUGUGUUCGAAUGACGCUAGGAGACGGUACUGUCGUCAAAGCAGCUGUCGUCAUUGGUGCCGAUGGCAUCGACUCUUCCGUCCGCACUCACUUAUGGGGUCAAAGUCCGCGAAGAAACCAUGACCUCCACGUUAUCGGCGGCUUCACCUUUGACACCGCCGAUGGUGUCAUCCCCGACGAAUGCGUCAUCACCCACGACCCCCAAGUCCAGGGCACAUACGGACCUCUUCUAAGCCAGGGCCGCAAAGGCCUCCAGUGGUGGUUCGUCGAGUCAUGGCCUGACGACAAACCUGUGGAAGAAAGCCUCAAAAGCCGUGCUCAGAUGCUUUCCAAAAGGUUUCCGGGGCCCCUCGGUGAACUAGUGGACAGCACCCCAGCGGAAGAUGUCAUCAUGUGGCCAAUCCGCGACAGAGUCCCACUCAAGAAAUGGUCCAAGGGCCGCAUGAGUCUUGCCGGAGACGCAGCCCACGCUACCUCUCCCUACGCAGCUUACGGUGCGGGGAUGUCCAUCUCAGACGGAUAUUUCAUCGCUCAAAGUCUAUACAAGAUCGACCUCUCUGACACAAACGCGGUUGCGAAUGCCCUCGAGCGGUAUGAAGGAUAUCAGCUAGCACACACCACACACAUGGUCGAAUCCGCGUAUUUCGUCGGCAGACUCUUCCAUCACGUCCCGUUUCCCCUGAACUAUCUGCGCAAUCUGGUGCUUGACUGGACGCCGAUGUUGCAGCGCGAAGUCGGUGAUAAGAACCCUGAAGAGAUUACUGGACAGUUGAGGUUGAUGGGACGGGACAUUACUGUGUAG
This is a messenger RNA of Bipolaris victoriae FI3, 1158 nucleotides long. RefSeq lists its product as hypothetical. Gene Ontology annotation, molecular function: monooxygenase activity; FAD binding. The record is from RefSeq and is a predicted model, not a curated record. Bases 1 to 1158 code for a protein of 385 amino acids. NCBI's taxonomy places the organism in Eukaryota, Fungi, Ascomycota, Dothideomycetes, Pleosporales, Pleosporaceae. The transcript has a single exon.